This is a messenger RNA of Thunnus maccoyii (southern bluefin tuna), 3973 nucleotides long. RefSeq names its product transmembrane and coiled-coil domain protein 3-like. The record is from RefSeq and is a predicted model, not a curated record. The transcript has 4 exons. Bases 394 to 1875 code for a protein of 493 amino acids. Gene Ontology annotation, cellular component: endomembrane system. Lineage: Eukaryota; Metazoa; Chordata; Actinopteri; Scombriformes; Scombridae.
AACUGAGUAAAGGGUAGACAGCAUUGUGAGCAGAGGAUUAUUUUGAUGAUUUUUAGUAGCUGUCUUUUAUCAUAGACCUGCACAGCUGCUGAUAGGGCAGUUUUAUCUGCCACUGACGGACACAUAUGUGCUGAAAGAGUUAACCCCUCCUCCCUCAGCCUCCCUGCAGAGAGAAAUAGGCGGAGUUUGGGUUCACACAUAGUUUUUGUAAGAAGAGGGCAGCGAGUGUGUGUGUGUCAUAAUGUGUGUGUGUCAGGGAGAAAGAGAGAGAGACAGAGAGAGAGAGAGAGAGAGAGAGGGAGCCAGACAUGGAUACGAGACCAGGCUUGAGUUGUAAACUGCCCCUGAAUUGAAGAAGUGCAGCUUCAAAUUGACCACAAACACGGGAUUAUUAUGCCCAGCGCCAACGUGUCCGUGCGAAGUUUAUCUGAAGUGGAGAAAUACCUCAGCAGCCGGAUGGACCGGAGUACCGAGGGCAUUGGUGUGUCGAUGCGCCGGGGUUCUUCAGAGAACAAUCUGGAUCUGGACCUGAGUGAUGGAGGUCCUGGUCCUACUCCGGGCUUCGAGGUCCAGCGUAGCCGUUCUUGCUUGGACAACCUCCAGCAGAAGAUACUGAAAGUCACAGAGCAGCUGAAGAUUGAGCAAACUGCGCGGGACGAGAAUGUAGCAGAGUACCUGAAGCUGGUGAACAGUGCGGACAAGCAGCAGGUGGGGCGCAUCAAGCAAGUGUUUGAGAAGAAGAACCAGAAGUCAGCUCAAAACAUAGCCCAAAUGCAGAAGAAGUUGGAGCAGUAUCAUCGUAAGAUGAAAGACAGUGAAAUCCAUCACAGCCCAUCCCCUCACUCGUCCCAUAGCAAACACAGCACCAUACCCAGGGAGUCGCCCAGAGAGCUGCUGAGGGAUAUGACAGGCAGUGGCCGACAUCCAACCAUGGACAAGAUCAAGACUAUUGGACCAGGUGUUUCCCUCUCCCCUCCUUUCUUCUUCAGUAAGCCCCGAGAGUUCGCGAACCUCAUCAGGAACAAGUUCGGCAGUGCUGACAACAUCGCCCACCUCAAGACCACUCUGGACCCUUCCUCUCCGCUGCCGACUGACAGUGCAGGAAAGGGGUUGAGUAGCAGUACCUCCAUGGUGGGCAAACCCAAGUAUCCCAGUGAUGAUGAGUGCUCCUCAGGGAGUGCUUCAAUUUCAGCAGACAGUAAUGGGAACCCAGUGGGGGGUGGAGUGUCAGCAGGGCAGGUGCAGACUCAGGGCCAGGGCCAAGGUAAGCAGGCAGGGGGAGACGGCCAGAGCAGACUGGCUUUGAGCCUGGAGGAGGUGAGAGAGAUCAAAGAUGCCCAGAGCCAGCUGGAGGAGGAUAUGGAGGAGAUGAAGGCUCAGUUCAAGAGAGACUAUGGCAUCAUCAGCCAAUCACUGCAGGAGGAGCGAUACAGGUAUGAACGUUUGGAGGACCAACUGAACGACCUGACGGAGCUUCACCAAAAUGAGAUGACUAAUCUGAAGCAGGAACUGGCCAGCAUCGAGGAGAGAGUAGCCUACCAGGCUCAAGAAAGGGCCAGGGACAUACAGGAAGCUCUUGAGUCGUGUCAGACGCGAGUGUCCAAGCUGGAACUCCAACAGCAGCAGCAGCAGCAGACGGUCCAGCUCGAGACCCACGACGCUCGAGUCUUGCUUGGGAAGAGCAUCAACAUAAUGUUGGCCAUCAUCACCGUCAUCCUGGUGUGCGUCUCUACCGCUGCCAAGUUUGCUGCUCCGCUGAUGAGGAGCCGGUACCAUGUGGUGGCUACCUUCUUGGGAGUUUGCUUUUUGACCAUAUUCUGGAAGAACUGGGACCGUUUACAAUAUGCCAUAGACAGAGUGCUGGUGCCUGCCUGAGGGUACAGAGCAGUACACACUGAAAACAACAUUAACAUGGACGCUGGCAGUUGUCAGGAUAGGACUGUCCCAGAGGAUUGGUUGUACAAUCGUCUGAAGACACGAUUACCAUGCAUUUACAGAGGUCAAUGUUUUUUUUUAGAGUCAGACUGAAAUGAAAUUUUUUGAUGAUUUUUUUUUCUCUUGUCUUGAACUUGAAUGUGUGUAGCUAACAAUUUCAUUUAACCUUAAAAAUAAUAUUUACAUAACAGUAUCUUUUGUUACUUUGUCCCCAAUGAUUGCUAUGAAAUCAUCACACGACAUGAAUAGUUAAUGUACCCUUCUUAACGAGAAUGAGGAAGGGUGAAAAGAAGUGCAUUUUCACUGUCGACAACAUGGGACUCAGCCUUUUCCACAGCUUUCGGGAAAAUAAUCCGUUGAUGAAGUAAAAUUUGGCGUUUCCUCAUUUUGCUUCAGCCUGACUUUAACAUCUCUCAAACUGUUGCGAGCAUGCAUACGCAAACAAAACCUCAAACUUGGUAUCUUGUUGGCCACAGCUAUGAAGUGCUAAUGUCAGCCUUUAAGGAAUAGUUUGACAUUUUGGGAAAUACACCUAUUUGCUUAAUUGCUAACAGUUAGAUGAAAAUAUCAAUUCUGCUCUUACGUCUUUAUGGUAAAUAUGACGCCUACUGCCAGCAGCCAGUUAGCAUAUCUUAUCAUGAAGACUGGAAAGAGCCUGACUCUGUCCAAACCUCUGAAGUUCAUUAAUUAACAUGUUUUUUCUUGCUUGUUUACUCUGUAGAAAAACCAAAGUGUAUUAACUCCCUUGUAAAUCCACAACCUGUCUUUUUUUUUUUUUUUUUUUUUUUAGAGCUUUAGAGGUGCUUGUGGGCAAAUUUUGUUUACCUUUUAACAGAACCAAGCUAGCUGUUUCUUCCUGUUCCCAUUCUAUAUGCUAAGCUAAGCUAAGCUAAGCGGCUGCGGGCAGAAGCUUCAUCUUUACUUUACAGACAUGAGUUAUCUCAAUCUUCUGUAAUUCUCAGCAAGAAAGUAAAUAAGUGUAUUUCCAAAAAAAAACUCUUCUUCCAAACUCUUCCUUUUUAAAUGAAGAAUCUACAGACUAGAGCACAGAGGCAUCCUGUUUUUUUAUGUUUAGUUUCUUUAUUCCUUAUGCCUUGUCUGCCCUGUGUGGUCAGUCAUCUCUUAAAGUUGCUUUGUUUACUGUUCCUGAUGUUUAAAGUGCAAUAUAUUUGAUUUCUAAGAGCACUGUUUUUAAAAUGAUCCUUUUAGGAGUGAGCGUUUUGUGUCAGUGUUUUUGGAGGAGUGACAGGGUGUUGGUGCUGGGGGGCGGGUAAGGAAGUGUCAUUAAUGUUGGCAUGAGAGAUCCAUAACCACUGAAGCCACUGCUGGGCUCUGAUAAGACCAGCUGUCUCCUCUCUCAAGGGCCAAAAAUCAAUCCGACUGCAUUACCGUGCUGGUAGUGUGGUAAUAUCAACACGAGCCACUCUCCAGAGCAGGCACACAUGCGCACACGCCGAAAAAACACAAAAACAGAGUCAGUAACUUGGCUCUCGUCAUGUCUUACGGGGUUUGCCCAGUUUGAUGUUUGCGUUUUACUAAUAAUGUGAUUGAGAGGCGAUGGUUUAUACUGUGAUACAAGGCCUUUUUCUGAGGAAAAAUGCAAUUCCUUUUAUUUUUUAUUUUUAGGAAGCAACAAACAGCCUUCAGUACUCCUAUGAAGACAGGAGCACAUGACAGGCUCUAAAUGAUGAACUACGAGCCUAUUUUUUGGACUGACUAAUGUGUUAUUUUAUGUUUGUCUUGCGAACAAUGCCCGUGAGCAUAUCAUGUGAAGAUAUGGACCACUUUUAAUGUUUGUCUGCCAUAAUAACAUGUCUGUGUUGAUGUUUGUUGUCGUCUGUCUGUUGUUCUACUGACUAUCAUAUUUUUUUUGUCCCUGGUUUGACAUAUUUGAGGAAGUUUUACCUUCAGAACUACAAAUCUGGUUUACAUUCUCUUUUCACCUCUGAUGCACUAUGUGAUCAAUCAGUUAUAUUUUCAUGCAUUACGUGCCUUUGUCUGACAAUUUCUGUUAAAUUAAACAAAUCUUUUUAAUCAA